Messenger RNA from Rhopalosiphum padi (bird cherry-oat aphid), 2159 nucleotides. RefSeq names its product nucleobindin-2-like. Gene Ontology annotation, molecular function: calcium ion binding. The transcript is spliced from 9 exons. The coding region runs from base 277 to 2073 and encodes 598 amino acids. Lineage: Eukaryota; Metazoa; Arthropoda; Insecta; Hemiptera; Aphididae. The record is from RefSeq and is a predicted model, not a curated record. Gene Ontology annotation, cellular component: endoplasmic reticulum-Golgi intermediate compartment; extracellular exosome.
AGUGAGUACUGAAUACUGACAUUCCUACUCCUACAGACAACAUUCAAUAGUCACGUCCAUGAGUUGUCUGACCAUGAUUAAAAUGUUAUUUUAUUUCCAUAUCUCUACUUAAUAAUACGUAAUCAUUUACAAAAACAGUACAGCUCUCUAACUAUUUUCUCUAGUGUAAUAUUAAUAAAUAAUAAUAUUAUAAUGUUACUUUAAAUCUUGUAUCAUUUUCCAACCUGAAAAUCGUACAGCUAUAAUAAUUUCUUCUAAGUGUAACAAUAAGCUAUAAUGAAAAUGACAUCCAUACUAUGCGUGUCAUUUACAUUUAUGAUUUAUAUGGUCAACUAUGCUGUUAGUCCUCCGCCAGCAUAUGUUACUAGCACUAGACCAACAGUACGUUUAUCUGAUCAAGAAUUUGAACAUAUUAUAAAGGAUGAACAAGAUAAGACCCAAAAGAGUCAACAACCACCUCCUGAUGAAAAAACAUUAGUUGAUUUAGGUAUUGAAUACAAUCGUUAUUUAAGAGAGGUUGUGGAGACCUUAGAAAAAGAUGAUGCAUUCAGAAAAAAACUUGAAACUGCUGAUGAAGCAGAUAUUAGGACUGGUAAAAUUGCUGAUGAAUUAGAAUAUGUAGGACAUCAUAUUCGAUCAAAAUUAGAUGAACUUAAACGCCAGGAAUUAAAUAGACUACGUGAUAUAGCAAGAAAAGCUUAUAGUGAUUCUUCUGAUCCAGGACAUGUUGAUCACCAAAAUCCACACAGUUUUGAAAAGGCUGAUCUUCUAAAACUUAUACAACAGGUUGCUAAAGAUCUAGCAGAUGCUGAUUUGAAACGUAAACAAUUGUUUAAAGAAUAUGAAAUGCAGAAACAUUUCGAAAGAGAACAAAAAUUGAAACAGAUGACAGAUGAAGAACGUCAAAAAUUCUUAUCUGAAGAGACAAAAUUAGAAUCUGAAAGAGAAGUCAAGCAUAAACUUGAUCCAAUUCAUCAUCCAGGAAGCAAAAAACAACUUGAAGAAGUUUGGGAAAAACAAGAUGAAAUGGAAGGAGAAAAUUUUAAUCCUCGUACAUUUUUUGCAAUGCAUGACAUUGAUGGAAAUGGAUUUUGGGAUGAAGAUGAAUUAAAAGCAUUAUUUGUACGGGAGCUAGAUAAGCUUUACCAACAAGGCAUGGCAAAAGCAGAUUUAAUGGAAAAAGCUGAAGAAAUGGAACGUAUGCGUGAACAUGUAUUUAAUGAAGUUGAUUUGAAUCGAGAUAGACUAAUCAGCUGGGAAGAAUUUAAACGUAUGUCUGAACAACCAGACUUUGAAAAAGAUGAAGGAUGGAAAACUAUUGAUCAAAAUGAAAUCUAUACAAAUGAAGAGCUUAAACAAUUUGAACAUCAAAGACAACAACAAAUUGAUCAAAUGAUACAAAAUGGUCAAAUUCCACAAUAUCCUCCAGAAUAUUAUCAACACCACCCAGAUAUUCCAAAACCUUCACUGAAUCAUGGACCACCUUAUCAAGUAAAUCCUAAUUAUCAUCAGCCUCAACAAAUGGGAUAUCCUCAAGAGCCAUAUGUAGGUCAACCACAAAAUAACCAAUUUGCCUAUCAACAACAAAUGAACCAACAGCAACAACAAUUCCAGCAACAGCACCCACAAAAUCAACAGUUACCUCAAUAUCAGCAGCCACAAUAUCAGCAACCACAGCAUCAUCAGCCACAACAAAAUCAACAGCCACAGCAAAAUCAACAGCCACAACAAAAUCAACAGCCACAGCAAAAUCAACAGCCACAACAAAAUCAACAGCCACAACAAAAUCAACAGCGGCAACCACUACAACCAAUACAGAUUAAUUCUCAAAAUGCAAAUCCUCAGCAAUCAGCUCAAACAGAACAAAAAUCUAAAGAUCCUCAACUACAACAGCCACAAGGUCAAUCACCACCUCUUCAAAAUUAUGCUCCAGAACAACAACAGUACCAAGCUGUAAAUAGUGAUUCCAUUAAAAAACAAAAUAUAGGUAGAUUGAAUGAUGUGAACUCAAAUCAAAUGCUAAAGAACCAAAAGGAAAAUUUUGGGAAAACUGUUCAUAUAAAUAAAAACUAAUAAAUCAAUUUGAAGUAAAUUAUCAAAACAAUAUUUCUGUAUAGAUUCCAUUAUAUCUAAGUAUUAAAAUUCUUACAAAUAUUCAA